AUGCCAACUGACCGGUUACAGACCAUUGAACAGGGAAGCAAAACUCUAACCUGCAACUUAGUUACAAAAUCUGGACACAGAUCUUCUCCCGAACGAGCCUUCCUAGAGAUUCGUUGCCUCCACUCAUUCGACGGUCAAAUUCAAGCAAAUGUUACAAAAUGGCCCCACGAAUUCCGCAACAGAAUUCCCUUUUUCAGUCGACGCAAAGCGAAAUUCUACGGACAACACAUACUAUUCGCGUGCCUCCCGAUCAGUAGUAUCACCGUUACACUGGUAGUUUUCGUGGAGGGUCCAGUCUACACUACUUCGAACGCUCGAGUACCGGAUUUAACUAUCGCAGGUGAUCCUCUACGUACACCGGGUCAUCAGGAUAUCAUCAAGAUAGACAAACCUUGGUUGUCGGAAGCACGUGCUCAGACGCCUUCACCGUCUACGGCGACGCCGGUGACAAAAGGAGGUGCCACCCAUGGCUGGAGCAAGCGCGGUGACCAUGUCAGCUGGGAGGGCUGUAGAGUUCUGAUCAUACUGGUUCACAAAUUGGAUUUGAUGUAUGAAGCCGGCUUGGAUAAGCCGAAAAAGAUCUACUUCAGUGCGGGUUGUUUAGUACCAUCAGAUACGAUCGGCAAGCAGCUGAAGAGCACCAGUGCACCCAUGUUCACCGAACAGCUCGAUGAAAACCCGGGCGUUUGUUCCAGCUCCAAAUUCAGUUCCGUUUCACUGGCUGUUGAAGAAUUUCUCAACAAAGGUGGUGAAUCCCUAGGUGUCAAUAAUCCCGCUGGUAGUCCCAGCUGUAGUGACUUCAGUGUUGGUGACAGUCUCGAAACUGCCAUGAAGCGUGUGCACCACUUGAGCAAUGAGCUAGCGGUAGUAGUUACUUUUGUUGAUGAACUAAACGGAAAAACCAACGGUGAACUGGAAUGGCGACGUCUUGAACACCAAACCAAACAGGUUCUGCUUCGCAUCAGUCAGUGCGAAGAUAUGAUGCGCGAUAUGGCCAUCAUUCCGGUCAACAUUUUCGUGGCCCAAUCUUUGCAGGCCAAGCUUGUAGAUUCAGAGACAGCGGAGGAAAGUCUUCGUUCAGAACAAGCCCUGCGCUGGGAUUCACCGGCGUUCUCUUCAGGACCUUGA
Messenger RNA from Opisthorchis viverrini, 1128 nucleotides. RefSeq lists its product as hypothetical. Bases 1 to 1128 code for a protein of 375 amino acids. NCBI's taxonomy places the organism in Eukaryota, Metazoa, Platyhelminthes, Trematoda, Opisthorchiida, Opisthorchiidae. The record is from RefSeq and is a predicted model, not a curated record. The transcript has 7 exons.